GCGCGAGCGGGCGACUAGUAGAGUMUCGUGCCAUCCCUCACUGGUCCAGUCCUCCGUCCACAAUGAUUUUCCUGUUUAUGUCGAUGUUCGCUCACUUCUUCCAGUCAGGUUGGACGGGAGUGAAUGAGCGCAGCUUUGUUGCUGUGAAGCCCGAUGGCGUGCAGCGGAGGCUGGUGGGAGAAAUCGUGCGUCGCUUCGAGAAGAGAGGGUUCAAACUCGUAGGUCUCAAACUUGUGCAGGCAUCUGAGGAGCUGCUUAGGGAGCAUUACUGGGACCUGAGGAACAAGCCAUUCUUCAGCUCGCUGAUUAGAUACAUGAGCUCUGGACCCGUGGUGGUAAUGGUGUGGCAAGGUUUGGAUGUGGUCAAAACCGCUCGCAAGAUGUUAGGAGAGACCAAUCCUGCAGACUCGCUGCCCGGAACCGUCCGAGGAGAUUUCUGUGUAGAAGUGGGCAGGAACGUGAUCCACGGCAGCGACUCGGUGGCGAGCGCUCAGAAGGAAAUCUCUCUGUGGUUCCGUCAGAACGAGCUCCAACUCUGGGAGAGCAGCAGCAGGAACUGGAUCUACUGACAGUUAUAAACCAGAGGUCUUUAAUGUGAGUUAAAAAAAAAAAGAUCACAUCUUGCCUCAGACCAAGGAGUUUUGUUUUAUUUGUUUUAACAGUUUGUCGCUCCACAUGCCUUUGCUGCAUUUCUGUUUACAUUUUUCUCUAAAAGAGGAUUACCUCAACAAAGAUGCACUAAGUGAGCAAUAUCUUAGUUAAACACCCUGCUUUUCUGAUUUCUUUAUCAUUUUGUUGAGUCUAGACAAGCAGCUUUUUGUGGAUUUCAAGCAUUAAAAUAUGGAUUUAUGAUACUCACCCUGAGAUUUCAGGUAAUUGGUUCCAAUUUACUCCACAGUUAAUGUUAAUUAAAGGGUGCAUGUCUGUAUUCAGAUUAAAACAUUACGUUCUGYAAAACAACUCAGUUUCCACUGCGGCUAUUAUCGUUUUAAGCUUUACAACACAUAACUCUUAUAACACCAUGAAUUGUCUUUUUUUUGGCUCUUAGGAAUAAAAGCCUCUGAUUGUGUUUUUGCUUUUUCUUAUCAACCUUAAACUGAAAGUCUAAGACUAUAAUUCAAGGCUAACUUGUCUUUCACUAAGAAAAAUGUAACACUUCUAUAAGUGACUAUGAUGUUUUGAAAUUGUAAAAUAAAACAACAAACCUAAGCUUUUAAAAA
Molecule: messenger RNA, 1220 nt
Organism: Austrofundulus limnaeus
Lineage: Eukaryota; Metazoa; Chordata; Actinopteri; Cyprinodontiformes; Rivulidae
Gene: nme3
Product: NME/NM23 nucleoside diphosphate kinase 3
Exons: 5
Coding region: 63-569 (168 amino acids)
Biological process (GO): GTP biosynthetic process; UTP biosynthetic process; CTP biosynthetic process
Molecular function (GO): nucleoside diphosphate kinase activity
Source: RefSeq, a predicted model, not a curated record